UCCUCGUCAGCGCGCUCCUCCCCACCGCUAGCUUCCCUCCUCAUGUAAACCCUAUCCCUCUCCACCCCGCCCUGCUGUCGCUUGUCGUCACGCCCCCGCCCCCGCCCCCGCCCCCGCCGGCCCCCUCCCCCCCCGCGGCGGCCCCACCGCCGCCCGAUGUCGACGACCGCCGUGGCGUCGCAGCCGCGCCACCUCCCCCUCGGCGCCGGAGCCGAGCCGAGGUGCGCCGCCAGCACAUCUAAGGUUUACACUCUGGAUAAAGUAUAUGGGUUCAGAUUUGUAUGCAGAAGCAUCGUUGAUCUGAAGAGUCAAAAAUUCCAUCCCCGGAUUUCGAAGAGAAAGUGCCACUUGAGGAGCUCAACGCCAGAAUGCGACAGGACCAUUCACAGCGCUAGAUGGUUGGAGUUUCGGAGGCAAAAGGGAAUCUUCCAGAGAACUAGAAGGAUAGUUCACCUUAUUCCUUUGGCUUCUGAUGAUGAUGGAAACAGUGUAUCUGUUAAUGGAGCUCCGCAAGUUGACUCGGCAAGCAGCAUGGAGGAAAUAAGGUUGAAAUUGAAUAAAGCAUUUCAAAGUGAAGAUAUAAGCAAUGGGCUUGUGCAGUCAAUACAUGAUGCUGCGAGGUCUAUUGAAUUGGCUUUUAUAGAGCACAGCAAGUCAUCUAAGAGCUCUUGGUUUCCGAAGACAUGGCUGGGUGUUGACAACAAUGCAUGGAUAAAAUCACUAUCUUACCAGGCUGCUGUAGACUCAUUGUUGCAAGCAGUUAUCGAUGUUUCAUCUCGCGGGAAUGGCAGAGAUAGAGACAUUAAUGUAUUUGUUCAAAGGAGUUUGUCCCGCCUGCUCAACCCCCUAGAGAGUGUUAUCAAGAAUGAGUUGUCUAAGAGGGAAUCUACAUUAUACGAAUGGUAUUCAUCCGAUCAAAAUCCUUUGGUGGUGAGACAGUUUGUAAAUAUUUUUGAAAGUGAUCCACUAUUUAACUCUGCAACAGCAAUAUGCUGUGAAGGCGAGCCAAUGAAUACUAGCAAAAGUGACCUUGCUCUGCUUAUGCUAGGUUUGAUCUGUCUUGCUGCAAUAACAAAGCUUGGAUCAACAAAAGUUUCUUGUCAGCAAUUCUCUUCAAUGGUACCUGAUAUUAUUGGUCGAUUCAUGGAUAUGCUUCUCGAGUUUGUCCCUCUAAGUAAAGCAUAUAACUUGACAAAAGAUAUUGGCCUUCAGAGAGAAUUUUUACAUACUUUUGGUCCUCGUGCUGCUGUUCCUAAACUUACUAAUGAUCAUGGACUUGAGAUAUCAUUUUGGAUUGAUCUGGUUCAGAAACAGUUACUCCGGGCUCUUGAUCGUGAAAAGAUAUGGUCAAGACUGACAACAAGUGAAAGUAUUGAGGUUCUGGAAAAGGAUCUUGCGAUAUUUGGUUUUUUCAUUGCUUUAGGCAGAAGCACGCAAGGGUAUUUGUCUUCCAAUGGACUUACUGAUUUGGAUGAUUCAGUUAAUGGCAUUGUAAGGUAUCUUAUUGGUGGGAGUGUAUUAUAUUAUCCACAGUUGUCCUCGAUUAGUUCAUAUCAGCUGUAUGUGGAGGUAGUCUGUGAAGAGCUCGAGUGGCUUCCUUUUUACUAUGGUGAUGUUCCAAGUGCAACAACUGAUACUGAAGGUAGACAAGAAGUGUCUAAAGGAGAAGUAAUAUCAAGAGUCUUAAAUGUGUGCUCUUAUUGGAUGACUAGUUUUAUAAAGUACAGCUCAUGGCUUGAGGACCCUUCAAAUGUGAAGGCAGCAAAAUUCCUGUCUAAGGGACAUGCCAUGUUGAGUGACUGCAUGAAGGAGCUUGACACAUCAAAGAAUAAUAUAUCAAAAGACCGAGGCUUGCCAGAACCUGAAGAAGAAUUGGAUACCGGGACAGAGUUAGCUUCCUUUGACAAGUCACUUGAAAGUGUUGAAGAAGCUUUGGUCAAGUUAGAAAAGUUGCUUCAAGAAUUGCAUGUUUCCAGUUCCAACUCUGGUAAGGAGGACCUAAAGGCUGCAUGUUCUGAUCUUGAAAUGAUAAGAAGACUGAAGAAAGAAGCUGAGUUUCUUGAGGCAUCCUUUCGAGCAAAAGCAGAAUAUCUGGAGGCCGAUGCAAGUAGUGGACCACUAUCUCCCACCGGAGAGGAAGGACGUGGAAAGACAGGUAGCAGGACCAAUGAUAUCGCAGCACCACAAAAAUCAGGAAGCAGGGUGGAUAAUAAACGCCGUCCGUUUUGGGACUUCUUUGGUCGGCCUUCGGGAAAGAAUGUUGAGCCAGCUCUUCAAGUUGCAGAUCAGGAUGGAACUGUUGCCAAUGCGGAGAAGAAAGACAUGGAAUCAAAUGAUAUCCUCCGCUUUGAACAGUUGAAGCGUGAGCUGAUUGAGUUAGAAAAACGAGUGCAGAAGAGUGCAGAUGAUGCUCUAAAGGAUGAGGAGAUGGGUGUCACAAACGAAACAACUGCGCCAUCUUCUGUUGCAUCAGUGCCUUCCGGUCAGACUACCAAGAAAGAAAAUGUUAUAACUAAAUCAGUGGAGAAGGUCAAGGAGACUACAACGACUGUGUUGCAAGGGACGCAACUCUUAGCAAUUGAUACAGGAGCCGCUAUGGGUUUGCUAAGAAGAGCUCUUAUUGGGGAUGAACUAACUCAAAAGGAAAAGCAGGCCCUUCAAAGAACCCUGACGGAUUUGGCGUCUGUUGUUCCUAUAGGAAUACUCAUGCUUUUGCCUGUUACGGCAGUUGGUCAUGCUGCUAUGUUGGCCUUCAUCCAGAAAUAUGUGCCUUCAAUGAUCCCAUCCACAUAUGCUCCCGAUAGGUUAGAUCUCCUCAGGCAGCUUGAAAAGGUGAAGGAAAUGGAAGUUGCUGAAGGCAGCAGCGAAGAUUUAUUGGAGACAGUAGGUUCGAGAACCGAACCAGUGAAAUAAGCUGGCCAUGUACAGAUGGACAUGAUUAUACUCCUUAGCUUACGAUCUUUCCUGUAAACUUGUUUCAGAACAAGGCGUCCGAGAGGUUUUAUUUCAUUUAAGAGUUUCUUUGAAUGACUUACUUCUGCAAACAGGACUUGCAAGGCUAUGCAAAUAACCAAUUGUUGCAUCGAGAAACUGAAGGAAGAUCCUUCCAAGAGCUGCACUUUUGUAGGCUGUAUCCAUACUCCAGAGCAUACAUGGGCGCUCCGGGCCCCUUCAACAUAGUAGAGGAUGAAUGUCCAAGGUUCUCUUGGACAGUGUCUUUUUAGGGUAGAUUUUGAUAGAGGUUUGUAUAUCUAGCUGAUAGAUGACCACCACGUUUUUUCUCAUGUACAUGUACCCUCCACUGGGAAAAGACGAAAACUGGUAACCUUGUUUUCAAAAUCAAAGGGAAUUGCCCGCCUGCUUUUCCUUUACCCAA
This is a messenger RNA of Setaria italica (foxtail millet), 3376 nucleotides long. RefSeq lists its product as uncharacterized. Gene Ontology annotation, biological process: intracellular monoatomic cation homeostasis. The coding region runs from base 157 to 2913 and encodes 918 amino acids. Lineage: Eukaryota; Viridiplantae; Streptophyta; Magnoliopsida; Poales; Poaceae. Gene Ontology annotation, cellular component: mitochondrial inner membrane. The transcript is spliced from 19 exons. The record is from RefSeq and is a predicted model, not a curated record.